Messenger RNA from Caenorhabditis elegans, 989 nucleotides. RefSeq names its product Nhr-229 coiled coil domain containing nccd-1 (gene nccd-1). The transcript has 3 exons. The record is from RefSeq and is marked reviewed. Lineage: Eukaryota; Metazoa; Nematoda; Chromadorea; Rhabditida; Rhabditidae. The coding region runs from base 132 to 977 and encodes 281 amino acids.
UAUGUUUGAGAAAAGCUGCUGGUGGUGACUCAUGUGAAAUUUCAAAAUUCAUAGCACUCUUCCUGGAACAUUUGAGAAAAAACGAUGAAGAAAACCUUAAGAAGGCGAUUAAAAAACUUUUUUUUUUUUAAAUGGAAAGUAAACAACCCGAAGACAUUCAUCAAGACUGUGAACUGAAACAAGACGAAUUGAUUUCGAAGCUCCAGCAUUCUCAACAAAACUUUGAUAAUAUCAAAAAAAUAUUAGCAAAUUUUGAAAAAGAAAAUGAGAAUUUAGCGGACGAGAAUGAAAUUUUGAAGACAAGAAUCGCAAGUUUGGAAAAGGAUGUAAAGCAAGAGAAAAACGCUACGAAAAUGGCAAAGAGUCUGAAUGAAGAAACAAUCAAUGAAUUGACACUCUCAGAAGAUCUAAUUGAGUCACUGAAAAAACAAUUUCAAGCAUCAAAAAUAGAGCUAAAAGAAGAGAUAUUGUCAAAAAACAAGGUAGAGAAAGACUAUUCGAACGACAAACGUUACUUUCUCGAAAGAGAACAAUAUUUAUUGAUAACUAUGGAGUCUAUGGAAUCGGGCAAGUUGGAACACGAGCAACAGACCGAAAUUAUGAACAAAGAUGUAGAAGAAUUGAAAAUUCGUGUCAAAGAAUUGGAGGCCACUGAUUUAUCAGAAAAGAAUAUUGAAUUGGAAAGACAAGUGGGAAAGUUGACAGCUCAACUUCAAGAUUUCGAAAGUUCUCGAGGUUAUGAACAGGAAUUAAUUCUCAGUCAGCUCGAAGUUCAAAAAAGGAAAUUGGACAAACAAUUGAUAGACCUUCAAUCAAAGUUAGAACGAAAUCCGGAGCUUGUAGAGUUCGAUAAGCUACACGAAGAGUUGCAAACAGAAAGAAUGAACAUGCCUGUUCAAGUUUGUUACGUUCAUGUUUCUUUCAUUCACAAAGAUAUCGAAAAUCUGAUUUAUCGCAAAAUGAACAACAAUAAAUGAAUUUCAAAACAA